Messenger RNA from Durio zibethinus, 1417 nucleotides. Its product is annotated as GDSL esterase/lipase At5g03610. The record is from RefSeq and is a predicted model, not a curated record. Lineage: Eukaryota; Viridiplantae; Streptophyta; Magnoliopsida; Malvales; Malvaceae. Gene Ontology annotation, molecular function: hydrolase activity, acting on ester bonds.
AACGUAUGUCUGCUUAAUUAUUUCCCUAUAUUUAUAUUGACGAUCACUUUGACAAUGAAAGCCUUUAAGUCCUCCUUAAAAAAAAAAAAAACAAAAGAAAGCUUUACGUCCCACCAUAUAAGGUGUUGAGAUUCUCCGUUUUCUUCCAAAGAUAUCCUUCCCGCUUAAGCUAUUUAGCAAUCAAGACCCUUCCGUCUCUCUUUGCAAAGUUUUAACAGUUCGAUCCUUUCUUGAUUUUCAUGGACAUCCAAAACUUACUCUUCUCCUUGUUCUGUUUCUUCUUCAUUUCUCUUUUCUUAGGUCACCAACAAGUUGUUGAAGGUUCAAGGGUGUCACCCUUUGCUUUCAGACCCAAGAAGCUGUUUGUGUUUGGAGAUUCCUAUGCUGAUACAGGCAACAACAGGAAAGAUUUGGCAAGUUCCUGGAAAUUUCCUUAUGGAAUUACAUUUCCUGGUAAACCUGCUGGCCGUUUCUCUGAUGGUCGUGUCUUGACUGAUUACAUUGCCGGGUACUUGGGAAUCAAGACACCAAUUCCAUACAGAUGGAGGAAAGAACUGGCCGGUCGGCUGAAGUAUGGAUUGAACUUUGCUUAUGGAGGGACAGGUGUUUUUGACACGACGGUUGCGGAGCCAAACAUGACCACCCAGAUCGAUUUCUUGGAGCAGCUUCUCAAUGACUCGGUCUACACCAAGAGGGGCUUGAAAACUUCUGUGGCACUUGUCAGUCUUGCAGGCAAUGACUACUCAACUUACAUCGCCAGGAACGGCUCUGCUGCGGGUUUUCCGGCCUUCAUUGGAAGCGUUGUGAAUCAACUGACGGUGAACCUGAAACGGAUCCACGACUUGGGAGUGAGAAAAAUAGCCGUGAGUGCCCUGCAACCGUUGGGGUGCCUCCCUCAAAGCACCGCAAGAUUCUCAUUUGAACAGUGCAACGGAACUGAAAACACCCUUGUUGAUCUCCACAACCAGCUCUUGCUUCAAGCUGUGAACAAUUUGAACAAAGAAACCAACAGCACCUCUUUCUUUGUUCUUGACAUUUAUAAUGCCUUUUGGAACGUUUUCAAUCAGAAAGAAGAACAUCAAGUAAGUACUCCAACAUUUGAGAAUCCAUUUGAGCCAUGCUGUGUUGGAGUGAGUGCUGGAUUUUCAUGUGGAAGUGUAGACGAACAUGGGGAAAAGAAGUAUACCCUUUGCUCAAAUCCUAAAUCAAAAUUCUUUUGGGAUACAGUUCACCCUACACAGGAAGGAUGGCAAGCUGUGUAUUCAACUCCUGCUCUUCAAAACAGCCUCAAGCAACUCUGGUAGAAAUUACCAUCAAAAGUGACCUUGUGACUUUGUAAUGUUCACAUUUUGUUCUUGGUAUCUGUCAAAUCCUUUGUAAUCCCUUUUAUUCAUUUCUUUAGUACUUUUUUCUUCCU